AUGUCUGCUGUAACCGGAGAAUCCGUCGGUAUUGAUCUUGGAACCACGUACUCGUGCGUUGGUGUCUGGCAAAAUGACCGUGUCGAAAUCAUUGCCAACGACCAAGGUAACCGUACUACCCCUUCUUACGUUGCCUUCACCGAGACUGAACGUUUGAUUGGUGACGCCGCCAAGUCUCAAGCCGCCAUGAACGCCACCAACACUGUCUUUGACGCCAAGCGUUUGAUUGGACGCAAGUUUACUGAUCCUGGCGUUCAAGCUGACAUGAAGCACUGGCCAUUUGACGUUAUUUCUGGUCCAGGAGGAACACCCAUCAUUGAGGUUGAAUACAAGGGAGAAAGAAAGCAGUUCAAGGCUGAGGAAAUCUCUUCCAUGGUCCUCACCAAGAUGCGUGAUAUUGCCGAGGCCUACCUUGGAAAGGAAGUCAAGAACGCUGUUGUUACCGUGCCAGCUUAUUUCAAUGACUCUCAACGUCAAGCUACCAAGGAUGCUGGAGCCAUUUCUGGAUUGAACGUCCUUCGUAUCAUCAACGAGCCCACCGCCGCCGCUAUUGCCUACGGACUUGACCAAAAGGGUGAAGAAAAGAAUGUUCUUAUUUUCGAUCUUGGAGGAGGUACAUUCGAUGUCUCUCUUUUGACCAUUGAAGAGGGUAUCUUUGAGGUCAAGGCCACCGCCGGAGACACACACUUGGGAGGAGAAGAUUUCGAUAACCGCAUGGUCGACUACUUUUUGCAAGAUUUCAAGCGUCGCCACCGCAAGGAUAUGAGCGAAAACCAACGUUCUCUGCGUCGUCUUCGUACUGCUUGCGAACGUGCCAAGCGUACUCUUUCUUCUUCCACUCAAGCACACAUUGAGAUUGACUCUCUUUUCGAUGGUAUCGACUUUAACUCCACCAUUACCCGUGCUCGUUUCGAGGAUCUGUGUAUGGAUUACUUCAAGAAGUGCAUGGAGCCUUGCGAAAAGGUCCUUCGUGACGCCAAGAUUGCCAAGAACCAAGUUGACGAAGUCGUGCUCGUCGGUGGUUCUACCCGUAUCCCCAAGAUCCAAUCUCUCCUUACCGAAUUCUUCAACGGACAAGAGCCAUGCAAGUCCAUCAACCCCGAUGAGGCUGUUGCCUACGGAGCCACAGUCCAAGCUGCCAUUCUUUCUGGUGCUGACAAGUCCGAGAAGCUUUCCGAGCUUCUAUUGUUGGAUGUCACUCCUCUUUCCCUCGGUUUGGAAACUGCUGGAGGUGUCAUGACCACUCUUAUCAAGCGUAACACCACUGUUCCCGCCAAGAAGACACAAACUUUCUCCACUUAUGCUGAUAACCAGCCAGGUGUCUUGAUCCAAGUCUUUGAGGGAGAACGUUCCAUGACCAAGGAUAACAACCUUCUCGGAAAGUUCAACUUGGAUGGAAUCCCACCCAUGCCCCGUGGACAACCUCAAAUUGAUGUUUGCUUUGAUAUCGAUGCCAAUGGUAUCUUGAACGUUUCUGCCCUUGAAAAGUCCACUGGUAAGGAGAACAAGAUUACCAUUACCAACGAUAAGGGACGUCUUUCCCAAGACGAGAUUGAGCGCAUGGUCUCCGAAGCUGAGAAGUUCAAGGCAGAGGAUGACGCCAACCGUCACCGUAUCGAAGCCAAGAACGGCUUGGAGAACUACUGCUACUCUCUCAAGUCUUCCAUCAGCUCGGAGGAAGUUGCCGGAAAGAUCCCCGAAGACGAGAAGGCCCAUUUGGAUGCUACCAUUGAUGAUACCAUCAGCUGGUUGGAUGCCAACCCAGGUGCCGAGAAGGAAGAAUACGAAGAGAAGCAAAAGGCCUUGGAAGGUGUUGCCAUGCCCAUUCUUCAACAAAUGGCUGGCGGUGCCGGUGGUAUGCCCGGAGGUAUGCCAGGUGGCCCCAUGCCCGACAUGGGAGGACCUGCUCCUGGCGGUGACGCUGGAUAUGAUGAUCCAGCUGGAGGCCCUACCAUUGAGGAAAUUGAUUAA
Molecule: messenger RNA, 1971 nt
Organism: Cylindrotheca closterium
Lineage: Eukaryota; Bacillariophyta; Bacillariophyceae; Bacillariales; Bacillariaceae
Source: the annotation of a GenBank genome assembly